Messenger RNA from Aedes aegypti (yellow fever mosquito), 2609 nucleotides. It is a transcript of the gene bor, whose product is annotated as ATPase family AAA domain-containing protein 3A homolog. Gene Ontology annotation, cellular component: mitochondrion. The record is from RefSeq and is a predicted model, not a curated record. Gene Ontology annotation, biological process: mitochondrion organization. The transcript is spliced from 4 exons. Lineage: Eukaryota; Metazoa; Arthropoda; Insecta; Diptera; Culicidae. The coding region runs from base 203 to 1987 and encodes 594 amino acids. Gene Ontology annotation, molecular function: zinc ion binding; ATP hydrolysis activity; ATP binding.
ACACUUCAAAGUGCAGCAUCGCGUGUUCCUCGUGCGCGCUUCUAUCAUUCGCAUAAUCGAACUUCUUCGGGACGAUUAGUUUUUCCGCGCGGGUGCAUCGUUAUUUCAUCAUCCCGUAUUUUCCCCGGUUUUGUGGACGAAUUUAUAGUGAACCAAUUGCGGCAACUUCCGAUCGAGUGGAACGUUAGAAUUGUGAUUCAAAAUGUCGUGGUUAUUCGGGUACAAAAGCCAAGUACCGCAAGGCCCUCCUCCACCGGGAGCCGAAGGUGGAGCCCCACAGGAACCGAACUCGGCUGGCCAAGCGGCCGGUGAUGCCAACCUUACCAAGGCCGAGCGCAAAGCCAUGGAAGCGUACCGGUUCGAUUCAUCUGCCCUGGAGCGAGCUGCCGAAGCUGCACGUACCCUGGAAAGAUCAAAACAUGCUCGAGAGGCACUUGAACUGUCGAAACUGCAGGAAGCAACUAGACAGCAGGAAUACAUGACCAAGGUCAAAGAAUACGAAGCCCAUAUAGAAGCCUCCAAGGUGGAACAAAAGCGCGUAGAUCAUGAAGAACGCCGCAAAACGCUGGCCGAAGAGACAAAGCAUCAACAGCAGAGAGCACAGUAUCAAGAUCAGCUGGCGAGGAAGCGAUACGAAGAGCAACUGGCUCAGCAACAACGCGUUCAGGAAGAGAACCUGCGGAAGCAGGAAGAAAGCGUAGCAAAACAGGAAGCCAUGCGCAGACAGACCAUUGAGCACGAAAUGGAGCUGCGGGAAAAGAACAAGAUGAAACUUUUGGAAGCUGAACUGCGAGCAAAAGCCAAGGUUGACCGUGAGAAUCGCGAUUUGACCUUGGAACAGAUUCGAUUAAAGGCCGAAGAAAAUCGUAUCACCGUUAUGGAGAGUAUCAAAACCGCAGGAUCAGUUCUUGGGCAAGGUGCCACGGCGUUGCUUACGGAUUGGAACAAGGUAGCCACAACUGUCGGAGGGCUUUCUUUGCUCGCCCUCGGAGUAUAUUCCGCCAAGGGUGCAACUGGAGUCACAGCCCGUUUCAUCGAGGCCAGAAUCGGAAAGCCUUCUCUGGUAAACGAGACAUCUAGAUUCUCACUCCUGGAAGCGGUUCGUCAUCCAAUCCAGACCUUCAAUCGGUUCAAAGCCAAGCCCGCAGAUGCUCUACAGGGUGUUGUUCUCCAACCAAAGCUGGAAGAACGCCUCCGAGAUAUAGCAAUUGCCACCAAGAACACCAAGCACAACGAUGGACUAUUCCGGAACAUUCUCUUCCACGGCCCGCCCGGAACGGGUAAGACCAUGUUUGCUAAGAAGUUGGCAAACCACUCGGGAAUGGACUACGCCAUCAUGACCGGAGGAGACGUGGGUCCAAUGGGUCGUGACGCUGUGACUGCGAUCCACAAGGUGUUCGACUGGGCCAAUACUAGUCGGCGGGGACUGCUGCUGUUCAUCGACGAAGCGGAUGCAUUCCUGAGGAAGCGAUCCUCGGAGCACAUUUCCGAGGAGCUGCGGUCGGCGCUGAACGCCUUCCUCUACAGGACUGGCGAGCAGAAUCCACGGUUCAUGCUGGUUCUGGCGUCGAACACACCCGAACAGUUCGAUUAUGCCAUCAACGAUCGACUGGACGAGAUGGUUGAGUUUGUGCUGCCCGGCAUUGAGGAACGCGAACGAUUGGUCCGCUUGUACUUCGACAAAUUUGUACUGCAACCGGCGUCCGAGGGAAAGAAGCGAUUCAAGGUAGAACAGUGGGACUACAGCGCCGUAUGUAGCAGAAUGGCUGAAAUGUGCGAAGGCAUGUCGGGUCGAGAAAUUUCCAAGCUGGGCGUUUCGUGGCAGGCGGCUUGCUACGCUUCGGAGCAGGGAGUGCUGACCGAAAAAAUGGUCCUGGAUCGAUGCGAAGCUGCCGUGCGACAACACAGGCAAAAGAUGGCUUGGUUAUCGGAACAGGAGAAACUAGAUCACAAGUCAAUCACAGGUGGAAAAGGAUUCAUUAUGUAACGCUAAGGUAAAAUCUAUGUUUUUGCAAAAGGGGUUCAAAUUCGGAACAGUGUCCGCAAUGUAAAUUAGACCGAUAGUUUUCAAUUCAAUGAGCUGGCCUCGUUAUCCAGUGGAGUGAAUGGUGGCAUCAUUUCUUCAGGUUGUUGAGCAUGUUGUUAAAUUCAGCAUUACAGGAAGAAGGAUUGUCCGUUCACAAACACUUGCGGCUCAGCCAACCAGUUCGAUUGGAACGGAUUGAACAGAUUCAAAAAAUUCAAUCCAACAUAGAAGCACCAACCCGCUGUCAGGUCCAAACCCGCUCGCCUCAGGGAAAUUUAUAUUAAACUUCUUCGAGCGGUAAUUGGACGAUCCUGGCCCACAAGCGGAAACCGAUUCCGAUGAUCACAGACGAAAUGAAACUUUUAAAUGCAUUUACUAAUCAUCUGCAUUGUCCUAACUCGAAUGUGUUCAACGACGGCAGUUUACGCUUCCUAAUUUUAUCGUUUUGUAUACCCUCUCAAGUAGCAGAUUAGUGAUUUCGUUUCAUGUUGAAAAUCUUCUCCGCGGGGAAAAAUAAUCUUAAGUUAUGGCGAUGUGAUUGGUUGGAGAUCCGAAAAGUUAUAUAUAAAUCAAAAACGUUUAA